Molecule: messenger RNA, 843 nt
Organism: Tetrapisispora phaffii CBS 4417
Lineage: Eukaryota; Fungi; Ascomycota; Saccharomycetes; Saccharomycetales; Saccharomycetaceae
Gene: ARP10
Product: Arp10p
Exons: 1
Coding region: 1-843 (280 amino acids)
Source: RefSeq, a predicted model, not a curated record
AUGAACAGAGCAAUUAUUUUUGAUUUUAAAGAUGGGUAUCUAUAUGUUGGGAAAGAAUUAUCAUGUCAACCUCAUUUUUGUAUUCCUUGGCUAGCAGUUAAUACUCCAGAUAGUGGGUAUUUAAAUGCAUCUUUUUCGCGACUAAGAGAUGUAUUUCAUAAUAAAUUAAAUGAGAGCUCAUUGAAUAGAAACAUUGUUAUUGUUGAUGAUGUGUUGUGUUCAACUCGAAUCAAAAAAUUAUUAUGUGAAUUGUUUUUGAAUAAACUAAAAUGUAAGCAACUGGUAUUUAUUCCUAGUGCCAUAGCUGAAUGCAUUUCAAGCGGUUCGGAUCGUGGAUUAGUGCUCGAGAUUUAUAAUAACCGUGUUGUAUUGACGCCUUGUUAUGAUAAUCGAAUAAUUGAGACAGGUAUAAUAGAAUCAUUAGGGUCACUUAAAAGUAAGAAAACUAUCGAAGAUAUUGGUUUGACAGAGAACUGCUUUUCAACUAAAACUUUUGAUAAAUUAUUGAAUUUUGACGAUGGUGGACAUGAUUUGAAUGAGAUGCCUUUAGUGGGUUUGAUCUUAAAGGUUUUAAAGCAGCUUCCUAUAGAUAUCCGGAAAUCGUUAUUAAGUAAUAUUAUAAUAAGUCACGAAUCUAAAGAAGUUGACUUGAAUAGUAUUCGACAUCAUAUUAAACUAUUACCUGACAGUGCUAUAAUUCUUUCACUGGGAUCAUGGACCGGUGCUUCCAUUUUUUCGAUAUAUGCUGAACAACAGAAGGUUAAAUCUGAAUACAUGGUCACGGCACAAGAGUAUCUUUGUGAUAACUAUAGAGUACCAGACUGGUUUGAGAAUAGAUUCUAG